ACCACAGUUCAUCUUGAGGACUGUACUAGUGGGUUAUCUGGAGGCGGCGUUCCCUUCAGUGUGGAUUACGUAACACUUUUAUAACCCGCGUGCCAUCUGACCUCAACACAGUGCCUUCAUAGUGCCACCUACGGGCGAGAGAGACCGAAAACCAAGGAAUGACCAGUGCCUCGACAUCCGUGCCUUGUGUGUGUGUUUAGGUUUUCGUAGUGUAACCGACCGGGCAUUCCGCUGUGCCUUUGACACUGUGUUUUUGAACUAAUUUACCCUUCGAGCGAUUUCGAAUGUCCUUUCAUUUCCUUUGAUAGAUGUGCUAUCCAUAGUUUCUAUAAUCAUUUCGAUCCGGAGAUUAAUUCUGGAUAUAAUUCAAUCAUUGUAGCUAAUUAGAAAGAAAGAUAAUAAGAGAGAGAAAUAGAAAGAAAAGAAAAAGGUUGUGACGAGGUUUUAGGAAAUCGGAAAAUUACGUGUACGAGAGCACGUUUCUGCAAGACCCCCCCCUCCUCCCCUCCCCUCCCCUCGACCCCCGGAGGACCCCACGAGCGACCCCGGCGCGCGAGAAGCCCUCGGGGUGGAGUUCUCGGCCAUGUUCCCGCCGGGCAGCGCGGGCGGGUACGGCCAGGAGGGCGGCCAGAACCUCCUCACGCCCUCCAUGUACUCGUCGCACGCCCACACUCACAUGCUGCCCUACAACUCGUACUCGGCGCAGCUCGUGCAGCCCUCCACGCCAUCGCCGUCCAUGUGGCAGACGCCCCCGCACACGGCCCUGGCGCCCUCGGCCCCGCCCGCUGACCAGACCUUCUCCUCGCCCCUCGGCUUCAACAGCGGGCGGGAGGGCUACCUGCAGGGCGCGGGCUCCCAGGGCCUGCAGGCGCCCAUCAGCCCGUACCAGGCCUACGCCCAGAUGAACCACGGCAUGUGGCGCCACUACGACUCCAUGGGCCUCCAGGGCAUCACCAAUUACCCCGGCAGCGAAUUUUGUGCCGAGAGUCGCGAAUGCGUUAACUGCGGUGCCGUGCAGACCCCGCUUUGGAGACGCGAUGCCACCGGCCACUAUUUGUGCAACGCCUGCGGUCUCUACACCAAGAUGAAUGGGAUUAAUAGGCCGCUCAUUAAGCAUUCUAGGAGACUGGACGGUUUCUCCUUCCAAACCUCGGCGCGUAGGAUGGGCCUCAUGUGCUCCAACUGCGGCACAACGACGACCACUCUCUGGCGUAGGAAUAACGAAGGCGAGCCCGUGUGCAACGCCUGCGGCCUGUACUACAAGUUGCACGGGAUCAACCGGCCGCUGCAGAUGCGGAAGGACUCGAUCCAGAGCCGCAAGAGGAAGCCGAAGAACAAGAAAACGGACGAGGCGCCAGAGGAGAAGGAGAAGGAGAAGAAGCCAGCAGCCGAGGAGCAGCCGCCGAAGGAGCCCGAACACCGCGCUCCCGAGCCCGCCACUGCCAUCCCCCCUCCUAAGCCCCCCCAGCAACCCCAGCCUCCGCAAGCCAGCCAAUCCGCUGCCAUCCCCAGCACCAGUAGCCAAUCCAACGUGAAGAUCAAGCAGGAGAGCCAACCCCCUUUCACCGCGUUGCCGAGCCCCCCCUCCGGCCUGGUGACCCCGCCAAUCACCCCGAGUCUCAACUGCACGUCGACCAAUGGCAUGUUCGGGCCCUACGCGUCGGGAACGUCCAAUUUCAAGUUAAUGAUAAGUUAGAGGAGAGGCGGCGAGCACUCAGUGGGAAAGAAAAAAAAAGAGGUAAGGGAAAGAAGAAGAAAGAAAGAAAAGAAAGAAGGAGAAAAAAUUUAGAGAGAGAGAAAGUUGAAAGAUCGAGAAAAGUGGAAGCGAGCGCAGGCGGGUAGGAGAAAGAGGAGGGUAAGAAGAGAUAAGAGAGAAGUGGAAGAAGUAUGAUGAUUAGGGGGGGGGGGAGAAGUGUGAAGAGAAGGAGAAUAAUAAUUGGGUCCUUUUUUUGGAUGCCAUCGGAUGCGGGUGAAGGGAGCGGCCGCAAUCGGUCCUUGCGUCGGGGGGUCUGUCUCCCUGACCCCCCUCCCCCCCUCCAAGCUGAGACCCGCCCCGGCCGCGGAUCGCUCCCUCGGCGGCCCCUCGACUGUGAAUGCUCUUCUUCAAAGUGGCCAUAUAGAAAUAGAUAUAUAUAUACAAAUACAUAUAUAUCUCCAGGGACUGCCGAACGCUCCGACGAAACGGAACCCGCGGAGGUGGGCACGCUCGCGUCUCCGAACGCAGCACCGCGUCGGAAGCGGUCGGUUGGUCGGGCCUCCGGUCGGCCGAUGCACGGUGCAGUCGGCAACGUUUGUGUGGAUGUUUGUGUCGAUUACCGACGGCCGACGACACCGCGGCCGCAGACUAGUGUACGGAGACGCGCCAUAGACCUGGAUCCCUGUUUUAUCUGCACUAUGAACAACCUUUGAAAUUAGUUUUUGAGGGAAGCCAUUUGACAAAAAGAGUAAACAAACUAAACAAAAAAAAAAAAAAAAAAAAUACAAAAAAAAAUAUUGACGAUAAUGGCUUUUCACAGUGCAGUAGUUUUUACAUUUAAAAUAAAAUAAUUCUACUUAACUAUUUACAAAAUGUGAUACGAGAAAUCGCAGUUAGUGAGACGAGGGUUAUAUAUGGUGCGAAAAUAUUAAGAAUGGAUUUUAUAAUCGAAUUACAUAUUACUAAAUUAAAACAAUUGGCAAGACAGAAAAAAAAAAAAAAAUCUUAGAAACAGUCGAAGUAAAACUAUAUUUGAAGAGCGACAGCCUUCAACAUAACCGUUACUUCAACUUUUUGAAAACAAAAAAAAACGAAAGUUUAAAUUUAAAUUCAAAUCAAGGAUCCCUAACGUCUCUUUCUCUCUCUCUCACUGUGAAACCGUGCAAUAGAUUGAUGCUAUGUAUAUUAGAGACUUAAUACUUAGCAGUAUAAACUGUUUGGGAAAUGAGUCUUUACUUAAAUUAGUAUAGGGUAAUACUAGUUGGUUGGUUUGUAUUGUAUAGUAAAGUGAUGCGAACACACUUUUUUUACUUGAAAACGGAGCAAAUGGAAAGGUUAUGCAAGUGAUAAUGUUUUUUUUUUUUUUUUUUUUUCAAGUGAAAGGACAGAUAAGUCGUAGACGGAAUAGGUAAACCCGUAAAAAGAUCAAAUUUCCUCAAUUUUUUUUUUUCGUGGGAGGAAUAGAUUUUUUUCAUAAUCUCUCUGGGCUUUCAGUCUUUCGUUAUACUCUGUGCCUUUUAAGUGUAUAUUGUUUUGAGUUGCAAAAUAAAGAAAAAAAUCAAAGUUCGUUAGGGAAAAUCUUCAAACGAAUUAUUGUUUCCAGUGUACAUAAGAAAACCUCAAAGUCGCCUUUAUAUGUGGCUUAUACAGAAGUCCGCCAUUUUUCUCCUCGAUUUUUGGCGGGAAAUGUGCGAUGUCGUCGAGAAGAAAACGGUGAGGAAUAUCCUUUAAAUAUUCUGUUGGAGAACGGGAUUAUGUAUAAAAAAAAAUAUUUUUAACCAUUUCUUUAAAGAUAUGAAUAAUCCAGCUUGGAUUAUUCAUCAAGUAAUUGAUAUUUCGUGACGUACGUACCUCUCUGCUAAUUUAUUUUCUCUUCGAACUUUCUUCCGCGGAAAGUCUCCAUUUUCUGUAAGAGAACGUGAAUUGCAAACGAAAAAGUACUCUGAAAUACGGCUUUUUCUCUCGCUUUCUCGAUGGUAGAUUGUUUUACACUAAUAUAUAAAGUAAAUAUUUCUUUUUUUUAUACUGACAUAUCGGUGGCCUUCUGAUAUAUGCAUGGAUCUGUUAUUAUUAAUAGGAGGGCGAAAUGGUAGUUUAAAAAAGGCGCCUUAUCGUGCAUCUGGUAGAGACGCCAUUUUUUUUUUUUUUUUUUUUUUUUUUUUACAAGACGUCUAAACACUCGGACUGGGAGAGCUUAAUAAUGAUAUUCAGUUUGUUUUAUUCAAUAUUUCUUUAAAAGUAUUUGACUAACUGUUAUGUAACGAGUUAAUACGGUUAAGGAUACCUGUAAAAUUUUGUAAAUUGGACUUACUGUCGAAAUGUUACUGAAUUUAUCGGUUACAGUUUAAAACACGGCUAAAAAUGUGUCCUUUCUGUAUUAUCUUCAUUAUUAUUUAAAUUUGAUAAAACAAAAAAAGUUCAGCCAUAAAGUUUAUCCAUUUAAAAAAACAAAAACAAAAGACUGUCCAGGAAUUGAUGACGUCACAGAUGUUCUCCGAGCCUAAUUCCUCCAGCACUUGUGUGUAACAGUAAGGCAGUGUUUGUGUAAAUAGUCCUUCGAUAUACAGAUUACUUACGUGUUCCUUUUUUUUCUCUCUCUUUUUUUUUAAUUCUUAUUUUUUGCUCUUGUGGUGUAGGUGAAAAACAAAGCUUAAUAAGUGGAUGUGUGAUAACUCUGCGCUACACGAACUCUCCCUGAGUGCAUGUUUUGGGAAAGAAGAAAUACCCGGAUGUUGAUUUUGAGACUCGUAUGUUUCGAAUCGUUAAGAUAACUCCCAUUCGUGUUUCAAAGGAAAACAUGUGGACCAAAUACCUACCACAUAUUCGGCAAAUUAGCUUAAUCGUACUGAAGCACAUUAGUUUCAUCGAACCGAAGUUGCUGUGGCAGUAUAUCUGAAAAGAGGAAAACAGGAGUUGGAGUGGAAACAAACGGAGCUGUUUCUCAGGGCAGUUCGAGAUCAGGAUAAUAUUGUAUACAAAUAAAUAAAGGAAAAAAAAUAAAAAUGCUGAAAAAAAAAGAAUAAUAAUAUUCUCCAGAAGUCCAGACACACAUUUGUACAUUCGCUUGUUCAUGAAGAAUUUCUGUAACCUAUAAUUCCUCCCUUAAUAAAAAGCAAUUAAAAUUUAAAAAAACAAAAAAAAACAUGCUUGUUUUAGAAUAUUAAAAACAAAAACUUUCCCCCAAAAAAUAUUUUUAAAAAAUCUGAUAAUGAAUUUAACCGACUCAUCUCUCUAUAUAUAUUAUAAAUAAAUAUAUAUACACAUAACCAUGUAUAAAAUGCAAUAAUGUAAUGAUUAUUUGUUACCACAAUGGACAAGCCUCCUUUCUUCGUGUAAAGCUUUAGUCUCCCCUGGAAUAGAAGAGAAAAUGAUAAUAAAAUCUGUUCAGGGAAA
This is a messenger RNA of Penaeus chinensis, 5089 nucleotides long. RefSeq names its product transcription factor GATA-4-like. Lineage: Eukaryota; Metazoa; Arthropoda; Malacostraca; Decapoda; Penaeidae. Gene Ontology annotation, biological process: cell fate commitment; negative regulation of transcription by RNA polymerase II; positive regulation of transcription by RNA polymerase II. The record is from RefSeq and is a predicted model, not a curated record. Gene Ontology annotation, molecular function: zinc ion binding; RNA polymerase II cis-regulatory region sequence-specific DNA binding; DNA-binding transcription factor activity, RNA polymerase II-specific.